AUGUAGUUUACUUCUAGUAAAGAAAGUUAAUAUCUGCUAACCUUAUAUGAAAUGUGUAGAAGAAAUAUUAUAAAUUAAUCAUAAAAAGGAGAAUUAAAAGGUAAUUAUUUCCAAGUGAUUUAACAGAUUUGCUAAUUUAAGGUGACAGAAAAACUUAAGAAAUAUUACAGAUUUAUUAAAAAAAUGCAAAUAAAUAAGAAUUAGAGAAAGGAAUCCUAGAAUUAUUGGGUAAUAACUCCAAAGACAUUAUCUAGAUUAAUCUGAUGAGUCUUAUUCAGUUUACAGUAUUCCUUCUUAAUAUAAAACUAGAAGACCAAAGCCAGUGCAAAUUAAAUCACUUGAAAAAAAUUGGUAUUAAAUUAAAUAUUAAAGGGCAUGCAAAUCUUAAGAUUCUCUUAAAUAAAAACCAAUCAUUUAGGAAGAAUUAAGUAAACUUAGCAAAGUUAUAAAGGAAAGAUAUUCUUUCAAUAAUCUCGAAAUGCAAAAAUCAAAAAAUUAAGGCAAAAGAUUAUCUGAAAAUUUCUAUAUAGAAUCAGUUAACACAGGAUUUUGA
Molecule: messenger RNA, 553 nt
Organism: Paramecium pentaurelia
Lineage: Eukaryota; Ciliophora; Oligohymenophorea; Peniculida; Parameciidae
Source: the annotation of a GenBank genome assembly